GUUUUCCUGAAGGAAGCUCUUGAGCAGAAGCUGGAGAAGCAUCGGGAAGAGGAGUUGAGGAAAGCAGCUAUAGUCAUCCGGGCCCACGUCUUGGGCUACAUGGCAAGGAAGAAGUAUCAGAAGGUGCUAGCCAGUGUUGUUAUAAUCCAAAAGAACUACCGAGCAUACUUCUGGAAGAAGAGCCUGCUGCGACUGAAGGCCUCUGCAGUCACCCUGCAGAAGCACUGGCGUGGCCGCCUGGCUCGCAGCCUCUACCAGCACCCGCUGCCGCAGGAAUUCAGGCGGAAGCAGGAAGUAGAGGAGAGAAGGAGGCAAGAAGAGGAAGAACAGAUCAGAAGAAAGGAAGAGGAAAGACAAUGGCAAGAAGAGGCGGAGCGUAGGAGGAAACAGGAAGAGGAAGAGGUGAAGGAAAGAGAAAAGGAGCAACUGAAUCUGCUACUCCAGGUGGCUCAGGUGGAAUCAGUAAAGACUGAGGAGGUAGAUAUUCCCCUGCAAGAAGAGGAGAGACGUCAGAUGGAGGAGAUCUUAAGACUGGAAAAGGAGAUUGAGAAGUUGCAGCAACAGAAAGAGGAUCACAUGUCUAUCAUCUGUGAAAACACCAGGAAUGAAAUCAAUCGGCAGCGAGAAGAAGAGAUCCAGAGGCUGGAAAAGGAGGCAUCUAGGGUUGCUCAGGAGUUCUUGGAGCUGCUGGAUUUUGGCAAUCUGGAUGAAAGUGUGCAGAACUUAGAGCGCUCACUUUCUAGUGAGGGGACACUAAACAUUGACUGCAGCCUGGUGGCACCACUGGCUGAAGAAGAAGUGGAUGAGGGUUUUCAUGCUGAUGACGAAGGACAGCCAACUUCCAGUUUGGUGGUCUUGAAUCAGCAUGUCACGAGAAACAGCAAUAACUACUUGGAGGAAGUCGCAGACACAAGGCUUUCACUUCUCCAUAGGGAAGCUGGAGAGGUAGUUCCUGCUCCAGAGCAACCUGUGGAAAGAACCACUAGCCCCAAGGAGCAGAGUGCUCUAUUUGACCCAGCAGAAAGCAUUUACAGCUCUGUCUCAGACACACAGAGGAGUAACAGUAGAGAGGUGGGAGAGCCGAUUUACACUUCCCCCCCAGAUGUGGAGUCUGACUAUGACCAUGAGGAAUUUGAUGGCUGUGGAGAUGCAGGUAGCACCUCAGCUGAGCCUCUGAAUGGUGAGGAAGGUCUGAGACACUCCCAUGGUACCAGCCUGGACUCCAACCGGGGCAGCUUGGACUCGUUUCUGGAGAGUGAAGAAGAAGUGGAUAUUUACAUUGAUACAGAUGAAGAAUUUUGUAAUGGACGAGUCACUCUCUUCAAUGGCACAGGACCACCUUAUUUUCACAGCUAUCUCUAUAUGAAAGGAGGUCUCAUGAACCCAUGGAGGCGGCGCUGGUGUGUUCUGAAGAACGAGGCCUUCAUGUGGUUCCGCACCAAGCAAGAGGCACUGAAGUCAGGCUGGCUCUAUAAAAAAGGUGGAGGAAUGUCAACACUUUCACGCCGCAACUGGAAACGUCGUUGGUUUGUGCUUCGGGAAUCCAAGCUGAUGUACUUUGAGAAUGAUAGCGAAGAAAAGCUGAAGGGGACAAUUGAUAUCAGAAGGGCAAAGGAGAUUGUGGAUAUUCAUGAAAAGGAGAAUGCCUUGGACAUUGUGACAGAAGACAGAGUUUAUCACAUUGUUGCAGAGUCACCAGAAGAUGCCAGUGGUUGGUUUAACGUCCUGAGCCGAGUACACAGCGCUACAGCGCAGCAGCUGAGGGAAAUGCAAGAUGAACAGGCCAAUCCAAAAAAUGCUGUGGGAACCCUGGAUGUUGGGCUCAUCGACUCUGUCUGUGCCUCAGACAGUCCUGAUAGACCAAAUUCUUUUGUGAUCAUCACAGCAAAUCGAGUGAUUCACUGCAACAGCGACACCCCUGAGGAGAUGCAUCACUGGAUCUCCCUGCUGCAGAAACCAAAAGGCGAAUCUAAGGUUGAUGGCCAAGAAUUCCUUGUGAGAGGCUGGCUUCAUAAAGAGGUUCAGAGCAACAACAAGAUGUCCUCUCUGAAGAUGAAGAAACGCUGGUUUGUUCUGACAAAUACUGCUCUUGACUACUACAAGUCUUCUGAGCGCACAGCUGCCAAGCUUGGCACGCUUGUGCUCAAUAGCCUGUGCUCCAUAGUGCAGCCUGAUGAGAGGGUCUUCAAAGACACAGGCUAUUGGAACAUCAUUGUCCAUGGGCGAAAGCACUCCUACAGACUGUACACAAAGCUGUUGAAUGAAGCUAUGCGCUGGGCUUCUGCCAUUCAAGGUGUCAUUGACAGCAAAGUUCCCAUCGAAACACCUACACAGCAACUCAUUCGUGACAUCAGG
This is a messenger RNA of Nestor notabilis (Kea), 2355 nucleotides long. Its product is annotated as unconventional myosin-X-like. The annotation marks the transcript as partial. The transcript has 12 exons. The record is from RefSeq and is a predicted model, not a curated record. Lineage: Eukaryota; Metazoa; Chordata; Aves; Psittaciformes; Psittacidae. Gene Ontology annotation, molecular function: protein binding.